AUGAGCUGUCUACUAAGAUCUGUGGUGCGCAAAACAAUUGUGAAUCACUCCGUGCCCAGACUGCUGUUCUGGCAUGGGUGUCGUUUUGUGCACUCGAGUCUCGUGACCUUGCGGUACUCGCGGCCACCGCGACAGCGGAUCGACCGGCCCUCCCUGCUAAACGAGGUGCUUGCUCGGACCCCAGACUCGCUCAAGCUGGCGCUCGGACUCACGGCGGUGGGCUCGCUCGUGGUGUUUGUUGCACUGCCGCUCUUUGCGCUCGUUGUUCCGCCGCUCUGUGUGGGCUCGUUCAUGGCGUACAAAAUCGCCCAGAGACGCAACCGCAAGCAGAUGAGCGAGAAGUGGGCGCUGCUAAAAGACUCGACGCUGAUAUUUCGGCCUCGGAACAGCGCAAACCCGCUGGCGCUGCCGCCGCUCGAGCAGAUCAACAGCGACCUGGCGAACUUCGUGCUGCGGCGAGUCUCUGACGCGUUUCUGCUGAACGAGGACGGCGUGGCAGACUACUUCAACAUCCAGUCGGUCAACGACAUCGCUCUGGGCGUUCUGGACGGCGUGCAGUACGAUUGGAACGUCUCGCUACAGACAGUCAACGGCGUCGUCCAGGAGGUGGAGGACAUGAUCACCGUGCAGAGCAGAUAUCUCUACGACAAACGGUCCGGAGACAAAAUUGCCAAGGUAAUUUUUAGUCUCAAAAAUUUGGACACCCCAAUUUUUCAGGACCUUCUGGAGCAGAGCAUCAGCGUCGGCAAGAGCCAGUGCGUGAUCGAGGUCGUCCCGCUCGGCUUUGUGGCCAACAGCCGUUUCGUCAUCAACACGCCGUCGAGCGAGGGCGACAUCAUCGACGUGGAGGGCGAAACUAGGACAUUGUAA
Messenger RNA from Ogataea angusta, 870 nucleotides. RefSeq lists its product as uncharacterized. The record is from RefSeq and is a predicted model, not a curated record. Bases 1 to 870 code for a protein of 289 amino acids. The transcript has a single exon. NCBI's taxonomy places the organism in Eukaryota, Fungi, Ascomycota, Pichiomycetes, Pichiales, Pichiaceae.